GGCGGCCUCUCCGCUCGCGGCGGCGGCGGGCGGCAGGCAGCUGGGCCGGCCUGGCCGUGCUCCAGAGGCGCGGAGCGGGUUAAAGUGUGCGCCGGGCCGGCCGGCGGGGCGGCGGGCGGGGGAGCAGCCUGGUGGGAAGUGUGAGUUCCUCCCCGUCUGCCUGACAGCUAUAAAGGCCGCCGCGCCCGCCCGCCCGGCCGCCGCUGGGCUGCGCCUCCCUGGGAACCCCCUCUCGUGGGUGCGCUUUGAAGUGGAGGAGGGAGGCGGCGAGGGGCGGGGGAGCAGACGGGAGAGAGGCACAGCCCGCGGCCCUCGGCAUCCGAGCCUCCCCCUGCGCCGCGCACCUGGCCCGCCUGCCCGCGGCCGCGGCCCCUUCCCCCGCGAGGACACCCUGCCGAGCACCGGCCAGGAUGGAGGGCAGAUGGCAGCCUUCAUGCUGGGCCUGGUCCCUGCUGGCUAUGGCCUUAGUGACUGGGAGCGCGUCGUCCACGGGGACCACGGGCACGGGGUCGGCAGGCCCGUCUGGCCAGGCGCUCCAGCCUCCUUUUAACCGUCGUGGGGCCUCUCACCCAGGACAACAGCCCGACGUCCAACAGCCUGGAGGUGGGCCCCGACGCCACCGCCUACUGGUGGGGAGAGUGGACCAAGUGGACGGCAUGUUCCCGCAGCUGCGGGGCCGGGGUGACGUCCCAGGAGCGGCACUGCCUGCAGCAGAGGUGCUGGUGAAGACAUCCGUCACGGGCGCCGGGAACCGGACCUGCGCGGGCACGUCCAAGAGGUACCAGCUAUGCAGAGUGCAGGAGUGUCCGCCGGACGGGAGGAGCUUCCGUGAGGAGCAGUGUAUCUCCUUCAACUCCCGUGUGUACAACGGGCGCACGCACCAGUGGAAGCCACUCUACCCGGACGACUACGUGCACAUCUCCAGCAAGCCGUGUGACCUGCACUGCACCACCGUGGACGGCCAGCGGCAGCUCAUGGUGCCCGCCCGCGACGGCACGUCCUGCAAGCUCGCCGACCUGCGAGGGGUCUGCGUGUCUGGAAAAUGUGAGCCCAUCGGCUGUGACGGGGUGCUCUUCUCCACCCACACGCUGGACAAGUGUGGCGUCUGCCAGGGCGACGGGAGCAGCUGCACCCACGUGACGGGCAACUACCGCAAGGGCAACGCCCACCUGGGUUACUCUCUGGUGACCCACAUCCCGGCUGGCGCCCGAGACAUCCAGAUUGUGGAGAGGAAGAAGUCUGCGGAUGUGCUGGCUCUUGCAGAUGAAGCCGGCUACUUCUUCUUCAACGGCAACUUCAAGGUGGACAGCCCCAAGAACUUCAACAUUGCCGGCACCGUGGUCAAGUACCGGCGGCCCAUGGACGUGUAUGAGACGGGCAUCGAGUACAUCGUGGCUCAGGGGCCCACCACCCAGGGCCUGAACGUCAUGGUGUGGAACCAGAAUGGCAAGAGCCCCUCCAUCACCUUCGAGUACACUCUGCUGCAGCCGCCGCACACCCACCGCCUCCAGCCCAUCUACUACAGCUUCUCGGAUCCCGCCUCCGACAGCGUGGAGAGCCAGGAGCUGGACGGGGCUGGGCUGGUGGGCUUCCUGCAGCACAACGCCUCCCUCUUCGGCCAGGCCUCUUCGGAGCGGCUGGGCCUGGACAACCGCCUGUUUGGCCACCGGGGCCCAGGGAUCGAGCUGGGUCUGAGCAGAGGCCAGGAGACCAACGAGGUGUGCGCGCAGGCCAGCGGCAGGGCCUGCGAGGGGCCCCCCAGGGGCAAGGGCUUCCGAGACGGUAACGCCACCCGGACAGCUCUGGCGGGAGACUCGGAUGACCGAGAGGCCGACGCCCGUUUCGCCUCCCAGGAGCUGCUCUCACCCAAUGCCAUCUCCGACCAGCUGCUGGGUGCAGGCUCCGACUCCAGGGAACUCCCCCUCAACGAGACCGUCAACAGCAUCUUCGCCCAGGGUGCCCCGAGGGGCUCCCCGGCCGAGAGCCUCUACCUGGACUACGAGGAGAGCGAGGGGGCCGGGGCUUACCUGCUCAACGGGUCCUACCUGGAGCUGAGCAGCGACAGGGUGGCCAACACCUCCUCCGAGGCCCCGUUCCCCAACGCCAGCGCCAGCCUCCCCGCCUUGGCCGGGAACCGGACGCAGAAGGCCAGGACCAGGCCCAAGUCCCGCAAGCAGGGCGUGAGCCCCGCGGACAUGUACCGGUGGAAGCUCUCGUCCCACGAGCCCUGCAGUUCCACCUGCACCACAGGUACCCGAGACGGCCGGGGGCGCCCGCGAGCCCACCUCCACUGCGGGCGGGUCAUGUCGACCUACGCCAUGUGUGUCCGCUACGACGGCAUCGAGGUGGACGACAGCUACUGCGACGCCCUGACGCGGCCCGAGCCUGUCCAGGAGUUCUGUGCAGGCAGGGAGUGCCAGCCCAGGUGGGAGACCAGCAGCUGGAGCGAGUGCUCGCGCACCUGUGGCGAGGGCUACCAGUCACGCAUCGUGCGCUGCUGGAAGAUGCUGUCGCCCGGCUUCGACAGCUCCGUGUACAGCGACCUGUGCGAGGCGGCGGAGGCCGUGCGGCCCGAGGAGCGCAAGACCUGCCGGAACCCGGCCUGCGGGCCGCAGUGGGAGAUGUCCGAGUGGUCUGAGUGCACGGCCAAGUGUGGGGAGCGCAGCGUGGUUACCCGGGACAUCCGCUGCUCGGAGGACGAGAAGCUGUGUGACCCCAGCACCAGGCCUGUGGGGGAGAAGGACUGCACAGGGCCCCCCUGCGACCGCCAGUGGACCGUCUCCGACUGGGGGCCGUGCAGCGGCAGCUGUGGGCAGGGCCGCAUGAUCAGACACGUGUACUGCAAGACCAGCGACGGGCGGGUCGUGCCCGAGUCUCAGUGCCAGAUGGAGACCAAGCCGCUGGCCAUCCACCCCUGCGGGGACAAGAACUGCCCCGCCCACUGGCUGGCUCAGGACUGGGAGCGGUGCAACACGACCUGCGGCAGAGGUGUGAAGAAGAGGCUGGUCCUGUGCAUGGAGCUGGCCAAUGGGAAGCCGCAGACGCGCAGCGGCCCCGAGUGUGGUCUGGCCAAGAAGCCCCCCGAGGAGAGCACCUGCUUCGAGAGGCCCUGCUUCAAGUGGUACACCAGCCCCUGGUCUGAGUGCACCAAGACCUGCGGGGCGGGUGUGCGGAUGCGCGACGUGAAGUGCUACCAGGGCACUGACAUCGUCCGGGGCUGCGACCCGCUGGUGAAGCCUGUUGGCAGACAAGCCUGUGACCUUCAGGCUUGCCCCACGGAGCCCCCAGAUGACAGCUGCCAGGACCAGCCGGGCACCAACUGCGCCCUGGCCAUCAAGGUGAACCUCUGCGGCCACUGGUACUACAGCAAGGCCUGCUGCCGCUCCUGCAGGCCGCCGCACUCCUAGGCCCGGCGGCCGCCCCUCAGAGACCAAGCACCCCGUCCCUGGGGCCGCAGCCGCCCCUUCACGGACACCCUUCCUGCAGGGCGCCCAGCUGUGAAGACGUGACACUGAGCCCCUGCUCUCCCUGGGCAGGAGAGCCCCCCACCCCUGGCGCGCCUGUCGGCACCCCCACCCCGGGACAGAGCUGUGAGGAUGGCUCCCCGCCCCCCCAGGGGCCCGGGAGCACGCCGUCUCCCUGCAGGGCCGCAGGCCCAGGAGACAGGCAGGGGCCGCGGGGGAGCCCGGCGCCUCGGGGGACUCCCUGCGGGGCACUCGUAAUCUCACGACUUAGCAUCGCUCGCCUCCCCGACCGGAAGCUCUUGGCACGAGGGACCCACCGCACUUUACGCCCGGGAGGGGCGUCCUUCUCACGGCCCGAGGCCGCGCUGUCGUCGGGCAGUAAUCUCUGUAUGUUAAUAAAGUGGUUGUAUUUAUGGUGGCA
Molecule: messenger RNA, 3885 nt
Organism: Cervus elaphus (red deer)
Lineage: Eukaryota; Metazoa; Chordata; Mammalia; Artiodactyla; Cervidae
Gene: ADAMTSL2
Product: ADAMTS like 2
Exons: 19
Coding region: 411-3407 (998 amino acids)
Biological process (GO): extracellular matrix organization
Cellular component (GO): extracellular matrix
Source: RefSeq, a predicted model, not a curated record